AUGACGAUCCCCACGCAUAACCUUGCGGGCGAGCCCUACAGCAAGACCAAGAUAUGGACCACCCUCCUCACGAAUCGCGGCUAUUUUGGUGGCCUCCUCGUCCUCAACUACAGCCUGCGCAAGACCAACAGCCGCUACCUGCUCAAGGUCAUGGUCACCCGCGAUGUUGAAGCCGACACCGAGUACAUGGAGGCCUUUGAGGCUGCCGGCAUCCCCACCAUUGUCGUCGACAAGAUCGAGCCCGCCCCUCGCGACGGCAAGAUCAACAAGGGCACCUGGGAGAAGCUCGCCCCCUGGGGCUUCACCGAGUAUGAGCGUGUCGUCCUCCUCGACAGCGACCAGGUCAUCCUCCACAGCAUUGACGACAUGAUGGACGUCGAGAUCCCCGAGGGCUGGGUUGCCAGCACCCAUGCCUGCACAUGCAACCCCCGCAAGCUUGCUCACUACAGCAAGGACUGGGUCCCCGAGAACUGCGCCUUCACGGCUGCCAACCAGGAGACUGGCGAGCCUGCUGCGAUUGUCGAGGGCAAGGUCCCCGAGAACCACCACCUUCUCAACAGCGGUACCGUUAUCCUGCAGCCGUCCAAGGCGCAAUACGAUGCUCUGAUGCACGCCAUGAACACCGACCCCGCCGUGCCCACCAUGUUGUUCUUCGACCAGGACCUCCUUGCCAUCGUCUACCGCAACAAGUGGAAGCCGCUGCCCUACAUCUACAACGCACUCAAGCCCAUGCGCUCCUGCCACUCGUCUCUGUGGAAAGACGACCAGGUCAGGAUCCUCCACUACAUCCUCGACAAGCCGUGGAAGUCGCGGCAGUUUGACACUCAGGACGUCAUUCAGUCGCAGCACAGCAUCUGGUGGGACGUCUGGGCCGAGGUCGAGAAGGAGUGGACCCAGAGCAAGGAUGCGCGCAAGAGGGAACUUUACGAGUCCGUUGUCAAGCCCGUCGUUGCCCAAGAAUAG
Molecule: messenger RNA, 963 nt
Organism: Microdochium trichocladiopsis
Lineage: Eukaryota; Fungi; Ascomycota; Sordariomycetes; Xylariales; Microdochiaceae
Product: nucleotide-diphospho-sugar transferase
Exons: 2
Coding region: 1-963 (320 amino acids)
Molecular function (GO): glycosyltransferase activity
Source: RefSeq, a predicted model, not a curated record